AUGAAGUUUGAGCGCAUGCCCAUUGAGAUCGAGUCACCUGAGGAGUAUGGCUAUGACAAGAUCAAGUAUAACCUCUCCGAGAGCUCCAUCACCGACCAGACCCUCAAGUCUCUGAACCUCGAAAUCCCGAACCUCACCCUUCUGUAUAACGAACACCGUGGUGAGACCGAACUGCGGAAGCUCAUCGCUGACGACGCCAACGUGAGCGCUGACGACGUCCUUAUCACUUCAGGCGCCGCUGGGGCCUUGUUCAUCAUCACCACUUCGCAGCUCGGGAAUACACCUGCAUCGGAGCGCAAUCAUCUUGUUGUGGUGCGCCCCAACUACGCAACCAAUUUGGAAACGCCCAAGGCUGUAGGUUGCGAGAUCUCUUACAUUGAUGUCGUUUUUGAGAAAGGCUUCCAGCCUAACAUCGACGAGAUUGAGGCCUUCAUCAAGUCCAAUACCCGGCUCGUCUCUGUGACAUGCCCACAUAACCCCACCGGCUCUACUCUCUCUCGGGAGGCACUUGAUCGUCUUACAUAUCGGGAUAUAGCUUUUGGCGAGAAACUUCCUGUCGCGGCCUCUUUGGGCGAUCAUGUUCUGAGUGUUAGCUCAUUGUCCAAAUCUUUUGGCAUUCCUGGCGUCCGUAUCGGCUGGCUCAUCGCCAAGAACAAGAAACUUCAAGAAACCUUCCUAGCUGCGAAGGAACAGAUCAGUAUUAGCGGCAGUGUCAUCAACGAGUGGAUAGCGAUAAAUGUCCUCUCGCGACGCCAGGAGAUCCUGGCCGAAACAACAGAUGAGAUGAAGAUCCGGCUUCAGAUAGUUGAGUCAUGGAUCGAAAGUGAGGAGCUGCUGGAAUGGGUCAAGCCGACCGGUGGCGUUGUCUGUUUCCCUAGGAUUAAGAAGGAGCCCAAGGGGGGACUGCCGGUAUUCUACGAGAGGCUUCUUAAGAAACAUUCCACCUAUGUUGGCCCUGGCCAUUGGUUUGAGCUGUCUGAUAGCUUUUUCCGACUUGGCUAUGGAUGGCCCUCACGUGGAGACCUUGAGGGAGGCAUGAAGGCUAUCUCAGCUGCACUGCGGGAUGAGUAG
Messenger RNA from Fusarium redolens, 1071 nucleotides. Its product is annotated as pyridoxal phosphate-dependent transferase. Gene Ontology annotation, biological process: biosynthetic process. The coding region runs from base 1 to 1071 and encodes 356 amino acids. Gene Ontology annotation, molecular function: pyridoxal phosphate binding. NCBI's taxonomy places the organism in Eukaryota, Fungi, Ascomycota, Sordariomycetes, Hypocreales, Nectriaceae. The transcript is spliced from 2 exons. The record is from RefSeq and is a predicted model, not a curated record.